Messenger RNA from Amoebophrya sp. A25, 5544 nucleotides. The record is from the annotation of a GenBank genome assembly. Lineage: Eukaryota; Dinophyceae; Syndiniales; Amoebophryaceae.
GGCGGUUAGAAGAAAUGUCUGAUUAAUUUAGGGUUCUUUACAUCACUAGUACUGACUUUCCUUGGUGUUGAUGUCAACAAAUACCUAGAAGCAACACGUGCAUGUCAUGUGUGACAGCAGUCGGUUUAGCACCGGCAGCAUGAAGAGACCUAGCAUGCUCACUGAAUAGCACACAUCGGCCCGUUCAACAAAGAAAUACAAACACCAUUAUUUCUGAAAGAAUGUUGCAGCAAACUCCGACGGGGCGGCCACGGCCAUUCGUAACGCCGCAAUCUCGGACAGAGACCGUGCCUUCGCCACCCUGGUGGAUGAACUACUAUCGAUUUCUGGAAAUCUUUGGUAAGUAUUCAGAUAAUUUCCAGAUGUUGAUAGAGGACGUAUGCUGACGAGAAGUGAUCAGUGUUUUAUUUGAAGAAAAUUAGACGAUGCCAUUUUUAACAUUAUUCACAAGCUUCUACUUUCACAUUUAUUCCUUGAUGAUGAACAAAAUAUUCUACACACAACACAUAAAAACAGAAACCUUCGAUCUUCCGACUCGAAAUGGCAUUCUGGAAACGGAAGAGGCACAGGCACAAGCGGUGCAUAGCGGAUGUCAGUAUCUGCUUCAGCGACUGCGCAUCUCGGAGGCGCUUUUCCGACAAUUUCUGCUUCCUAGGAGUCCGGCAUUGCAGAGGAUAUUAGCAAUUGGAGCGUCACGAACAGAUGGAGAUCAUGCUGAAGUCUCUACGAGAACCUCUCAGCCGCGUGAGCAGCUUCCUCUAGCGACGUUUUUAGAGCUGAUGCAAGUCACGGGCACACAUUUGGAGCAUGAAUUAGCUGAGUACAAUAGAGGAAUGCAACAACAGUAUAAUGGGAUUCCUGGUAGCACGAGUAAUCAUGGUGGUCAGGUUGUAGAUGUCCUCGGAGGAGUUGGAGUAUCUUCAACUGCGCUUUUUCCGGGACCUCCACCACAGGCGCCAGUAUUAAGGGUAGGUUAAAGGUGUUUUUGUUACCGUUUGUUAUGGCUCUCUCCCUUAGGUAGGGACGGCCAUAACAAACGGGAGAUGAACCCACGAACACCAAAUAAAACCUACCUCUAACAGUAUUAUCGAUGUCUUCUUCUAGCACGUCAGCGUCAGGUGUACCGCUUCCAGGAUCUGGCAAAGCCUACGGCUACCCGUACGACCAUUUGUUUCAACUCCGACAACAGGCUAGUUUAGAAGCUACAGGUGCGUCGGCCACAUCAGGAGGAGGAGGUGCUCUGGCGGGAUCUUUUCAACCGGAUAGCAGGCAAGGGACGAAGAGCGGGGAUGUGUUGAACGCUAGUGGAUUUGCUGAAGGUUGUGAUUAACUUGUUGUUAGAUUCUAACAGUUAGAAGAAGAGCUGAGACUGAGUUUUCUUACAAUAGGACAAGAAUGAAAAAUCUUGACCUGGUUGUGCGGACAGCUCUUACUCUACGUACUUCUCAUCUGAGACAAUCGUGUCAUUCUUCUCACCAAUCUCCCGACCAGAUCCGACCAAUUCUGGUUCUAUAUCGCGCAUGCGAAUGUCGCGUACUGCGUGUGGUGUUGUUUUGCAGCAAGCUCGACGGAUGAAGCCAGAAGUUUCCGCUAGCGGGGAGCGGUUUUACUACGCAGCUGAGUAUUUAGCAGGCAGAUCACGGGAGCAGUCGAAUUCACAGUUGACGCCUGCCAACCUGAGUCGCGUCGACAUUGAGCAAAUGUUACCUCCAUCAACGACGAAAACUAGCUUACAACUCGCUAGCCUAGAACAAGUGCAGGCGUGCAAAUUCGGGUAUCGACCGCCUGCGAGAUCUGGAACAGCGAGUGCAAACCGCAGUAAAGCAGGCAGUCCGGCUACUGGCAAUAACAGUAUUUCGCCAACAGCUGGCGGAUUCCAACAACAGUUCCCGGGAGGUAAUAUUGCUAGUAAACAAAGUGCCAUGUCCUUUCCUAGUGGACGAGAACAGUCUACCUCAAAGGAGCAACUACAGGGAGAGCAGAGUUGUUUCAGUUCUCGUCCUCCAGGGAAGAAGACGAGCAAGCAUUUUGCGUUUUCGCCUACGGACCAUUCUGCAAAAAAUACAGACAAGUUGACGCAUCUAGGGCCAAGGGGUUGGAGGUAUGCACAACCUGUGAGGUAUCGAAACAUCGAGUCUAAAGUGAAAGCGGCAUGGCGCGGCCCGCCUCUGAUGGAUGACAAUCGGAGGCUCUCCGGAAACCUUUUUCUAGAGGGUGUUCACUAUCCGGCAGGCGCAGAUAUCGAGGCGCUGCUUACUCCGACUGCUCAAGGUGGGUCUCUUCGGAAUGUUGGAGGUGCGGGUAGCUUUUACAACGUGAAUAACUUGAACAACUUCAACAACUGUGCAAUGCCCUCUACUGCAACCAUGUUCCAGACAGGAGCACAGCAGCAGCCACAGCAAUUCAACGCGGGAGCAUCGUAUGGUGGAGCUUCUUCUAGUAGUACUGGAAACAAUAACAUGAGCAGGAUGAUGUCCGCGCCAGUCCCAGUGGUAGCCGCACGACCGAUUUUGAAGCGGCCACAAGCAGAAACGACAACGACUCAGAAUACCACUGACGCUGCUGCUGGAGGAUCAUUAGCGGGCACAAGUACAAUUGCGGUGCAGCAACCUUUGCUGGAAGGCGACGCUAGUGUUGGAGCAGAGGGACCUCAAGCGGGAGACUCGUCCCCUCCUAUGGGCCAACCUGCUAAUGGGAAUGCCGAGCUGUUUUCACAGCAUCCCUCUAGUACGAGCAACAUCAAUCAGAACGCAGCUACGACAAUCAAUCACGCACCACCUCUAACAACAACUGCUUUACGUACCACCUCCAACAACAUAGUGGUCCCAUUGGCGUCUAGCGGAAGCUUAACGGGUAGUCUGCGCCAACAUUUGAUGGUGAGGCACUCACCCAAAAGCAGAUCUUCUGCAGGGCCAAGGAUUAGUGUGGGUUCCCAUAUGAGUUCUGCCUUCAUGCCUGUCCAAAAUCGACCAUCCUUUAGUACUGGAGGGCAGCAGAUAGUGCACGUGGGUACUGGGGCAGCGACAAGUAGUACGAGUAGCGGAGCUCUUUCAGCAGGUGGAAUGAAGGUGCCGCCUCCAACUGGAGCAGCUGGUGGAAUGAACGUGCCACCAACUGGAGUCGCUCCACCUGGUUCUUUCCAGCCGCAUGGCGUUGCAAUGCAGAGCUUCACGGGACAGCACCCACCUGUAGUUCAGAUCGGCAUCAUUCCUCCUCAAGAAGUAGCACAGCAAACAUUGCCUCAAGAACCUGACUCACCUUUGAAUGUGACAAAUCCACAGUACAUACGAGAACAGAUGCUGCUUAUGCAACAGGCAGGAGCUAUCAAUGGUAGUCAAGCAGGGGCACCUACUUCUAGUGAUGCUGACAAGAACAUAGGACCACCAGCAUCGGCCAUAGAGGACAUAUUAAAUGCGGCUACGAAAGCAACCUCUUCUAGCAACAAAAGUGUCGCGGACCAACAAAACAGUGUAAAACAAGCAUCUUCUUCUAGUGGAGGUGAGGAGAGUGCUGUUGCAACGACCACAGCGAAGAAUCUUCAAGGUGGACCAGGACAACAACAAGAAUCAGAACCGCCACCUGGUACAGCAAGCGGCCUGUCCUCCAUCAAUCCUAAGCCUCAGAGCCAAACUAACAAAGCGAGCAGUGUUGAGCCUGUGAAGUUGUUUUAUCCUACACCAGUGGAAAUCACACACGGGAUAUGGACCAAACCACCACUAGAGGACCAAAUCCAAAACAUGUUACUGUUAGACGGACGAAGACGAGCAACAACAUUCACAAAGAUACAACAGAAUCUGAAUGAACCAGCUCCAGCCCGUCCACCUGAAACAACUUCUGUAGGUCUUAAUCCGGGAGCUGCUUUAUACCACAAUGUGAUGAGCUAUGCAAACGCGCAUACAACUAGAGGAGAGGUGGCUCCACGACCAGAAAAGCAGAACCAAACAACUGCAAACGCAGAAAUGCCUCAACUACAAGGAGUAAAACCCCAACUACAGAGUGGUCAACAUGGCCACAUGAGACAUAAUCCCAAUGUUGUUGGUGCCACUAGCUCCCAACUUAGAGAUCUUCAGCUCCCUUCGAGGCCAGGUGGAACUACAACAACUGUGCAACUCCAGCAACCUCAACUUCAAGCUCACCUUCAAGCACCAAUAGAUAUGGCCAGUGCAACUGGAAGUGAAAAAACAAUCUUAGGAAGUCCUCGAAGUAGUGCUAGCAGUGGGAAAACUCCUGCGUUUUUAGGAAGCACGUUGACCACAGGAGGUCGGAUGGAGGAGAUGCUGCCGCAAGAACAACAGCAACUUGCUGUGGGAAAGACACCUACAAUACUUCCUCAAGAGCUGUUUUUACCUGCGUCAACGAAUACAACCGCUCAUCCUCCACAGCGCCCACCAGGCCAGCAACAGCAUGAUAAGCGACAACAAAUACAAGCUGCGCCAUUUGCUUUUUACGGAGGUGGUGGGGCUUCUGGUGCGAAGGUAAAUUUCAACAGCAAUCUCCUUGUGUCUCACCAAGGAUUGUUAGCAGGUGGUCCUCACCGACUUCAUCAUAGAUCAUCGCACUCGCAUCAACAGCACCAUACACUGAAGGAGCCGACUCCAAAUGCGAAGGGAACACCACCAGAACAAGAUGCUCCUGAUGGGCAAGGUGUCAAUGCACAGAACAAACUAGAGAAUCGAUUUUCAUCUGGGUCAUCGAGUUCUUCCGCAUCGACAUCACAACUACUAGUACAGCAAAAUCCGCUAUUCAACAUUGCAGGAGGAGGAACAUCAGUUUAUCCACCUGUAAUUGCCCUCCCGCCAGCUCCUGAGAGCUGUCGCAUGCGGAAUUUGAACACGGCGAGUUUGUUGAAUUCAGUGUGUGAAAAACUAGAGACGAUCGGGACAGUAGAUCCUCUGCAGACCACGACUGACAUCAAAGGGAUCGCGCAGCUAGUUGGAGGUGGUUCACACAGUAGCUCUGCGUCCUCCCAGUAUUCUCAUCUAGAUCAGCGAAACACUCUAGAUCCGGAAACCAGGCAACUUGAGGCAAGAUUACAGGAGCUGCGACAGGAAAGCGAUAGAAGAAGGGCUUGAGGCUCAGGCUCUUCUACCUGCAGCUCAUAAUAUGUCCGCAACAUGAAGAUCGUUGCUGUCAACAAAAAUUUAAUGAUACUACGCAUUUGUUGUUCGUUUCAUCUUCAUGGUAAGAGUAGGUACAUUAGUAUUUAGAACUAGAAAUAUUAGCGCGUGUUGUAAUAACUAGAAGAUGGAGCUAAAGUUCUUGUAGCAGAUCUUUUUCGAAUUUGACAAUAUUAUUCUGGUUUAUUCGUAUUAUCUUUCUUGUUUCAUCAGAAUAGAAAAGCAGCGUUCUUGUAGUUCUUCUAACUUGAAAUUUUUGUUCUUCUAACUCGUACAAUCUUGUGAACUCUUUUUCCCUAGUAGUUGUAGUUUUCUUAAGUUCUUUUUCUUCUUAUGACACGAAACAAGAAGGAUCGAUGCGUGCUAAGGGCGUGAUGGAUAUGGAAUGAAAGCCAAAAAGUUACACGAUAGUGGACAACCACUACCU